AUGUCUCCAGAGAAAUUGAAUGAGCUAAAUGAGCGUAAGAAAAAGCAUGAGAAAAAGUGUGAGGAAGAAAAAGAUCGUGAGAAGGAGUUGUAUAGUAAAGAAUGUAUUGCCCAUUGUAUCAACUUUGUUGUCGGUGAAGCAAGAGAUGAAGUCGCUGACUUGAAAAUUCAUGAUAGAUUUUCCUGUUAUUUAGCAACAAUACUUGCAAGGGACAAAGAAGUAAUUGCAGUGUGGUUGAACAUUUUAAAAGAUAACAGUGAAAUUUACCUUUCUAAGAACUUUGAUUGGCUCAACAAAGAUGUGAAGUAUAUUGAUGAUAUUACGAAUUAUCUGAAAGUUAUAUCGAAAAAUGCUCCCAUGAAAUCAGCAGAUACUGAAAAGGCUUUUAUCUGGGCUGUGAUGACAUACUGCAAUACUAAAUUUGAGUUUAGAUGGGAUAAACUUAAGAAUGAUAUUAAAAAUGGCGAUAAUGAACACGUUAAAUCUUUAAAAGAUUAUAUUUCAGCAAAUCUCGGUGAUUCAGCAAUUCCUUUCUACAUAUCCCGAGUUUGUUACGAGCAUUAUAAGCAAAUUAAAGCUAAAGUUAAUUCUAACAUCUCCCCAAAAUUUUUAGGCCAUAUUAAGAAAGUGGGAUCUUAUUAUGGGUCUAUUAAAGGUAUCAUAGCUUGUGCAAUGAAUAUACAAUAUAAACCACUAUUCUCUAACAUUAAAGUGAAUAAAGGAAGGCCUGUUAUCAUAGAUGAACAGCCCAUAUAUUCAUGGAAAAAUAUUAUCAAAAGGUUUAUUGGUAAAGACGAAGACAAAUAUAAUUGUUUCAUGGCUAAGUGUUCAAAAAAGCCUAAAGUAAUGGAAAGAAUCUGUAAAGUAUAUACUGACAAUGCCACAAAACAACUACAACUUAACAACGAUAACGUUGAAAAAUGUAUAUACUUACAUGCAGAAAUGCACAUUUUGGCCUCCUUAAUUAUCGAUAAUGACAUUAAAAAGAGGGUGUUUAUAGCAGUGUCAAAGAGAUGCUGUUACUUGUGCAAACUUUAUAUUAAUUUUGCAAUAAAACAAGGAUAUAACAUCGUCAUCUCCGGGAAACAUGAGAAAUUAUAUGAUAGAUGGAUACUUCCGCAUGUAAAGAAUAGCGACUUCAAGGAUAAAUCCCUGAUGUAUAUACUAGAAAAUCUUGAUCAAAUCAUAGAGAAAAAAAUAGAACGCUAUACCAGGAGUUUAUUGGCGGAUUCUGACAGUGGCGGAAAAAGUCCUAAUUCAUAUGAUUAUGGUAAUAAUAUAGAUAUAAAAUUUAUGGGAUAUAAGGAAGAUUUAGAUAAUGGAUGUAACAAAUUGGAUUUAAAAUUUUAA
Messenger RNA from Rhizophagus irregularis DAOM 181602=DAOM 197198, 1350 nucleotides. RefSeq lists its product as uncharacterized. The record is from RefSeq and is a predicted model, not a curated record. Lineage: Eukaryota; Fungi; Glomeromycota; Glomeromycetes; Glomerales; Glomeraceae.